Molecule: messenger RNA, 504 nt
Organism: Vicia faba (fava bean)
Lineage: Eukaryota; Viridiplantae; Streptophyta; Magnoliopsida; Fabales; Fabaceae
Source: the annotation of a GenBank genome assembly
AUGAGGGAACAAACAUAUCGCCCACUUCUUAUGUAUACAAUUGACAUGAGUAUGGUUGAAGAGUUUCAGUUUUUCUGUCAAGUUAUCAAAGAUGAGAGUCCCAGUUCAACUGCAAGACUGGGUUACUAUGAAAUGAUGAUGUGGUUAAACUUUAAUGAUGAAGAAAAUAUUCAGGGUGUUUGUGAUUAUAUUGCUAAGAAUGAUGGCGAGGACACUUUUGAUUUACGAGAAAGUUAUUUAUUGGCUCUUUGUGAGAGUGAAAGGAAGGAGAAUAUUUUAGAGGUGUUGGAAAUCAUGGACAUAAAAAAGCUUUCAUCUGUUGACUCUGUAGCAAAGAUAUUUCAGGCAUUGGGAAGACUAUCAUUGGAACCUGUUGCGGAGAAACUCCUUUUUGAUUACAAAAUAAGCAGAAUUCCGUUGCAGUUUGUUCAAAGUUUCUGUUGGAUUCAUGUAAAACUUGGUAGAAACAAACACCCCAAUUCAUAUAAGAUAUCAAUUCAUUAG